Notothenia coriiceps (black rockcod) is the source of this 4103-nucleotide messenger RNA. RefSeq names its product pre-mRNA processing factor 4Bb (gene prpf4bb). The record is from RefSeq and is a predicted model, not a curated record. Lineage: Eukaryota; Metazoa; Chordata; Actinopteri; Perciformes; Nototheniidae. The coding region runs from base 24 to 3086 and encodes 1020 amino acids. The transcript has 16 exons. Gene Ontology annotation, molecular function: ATP binding; protein serine/threonine kinase activity. Gene Ontology annotation, biological process: mRNA cis splicing, via spliceosome; peptidyl-serine phosphorylation; peptidyl-threonine phosphorylation.
AAGAGGCCCCUCAACUGAGGAAAAUGGCCGACGUUGAGGUGGACAUCGCGUCCACAAUAAUGAAUAAUGGCAACGAACACGUAAAGCAAGAUCUGGAGAUCCAGGAAAAAAGUGGAAAUGAGGACAGCGGAGAUGUGUCUGAAGAAGAAGGAGAAGAGGAGGAAGAGGAGGAGGCAGAGACUAAUGGUGAGAAGACUGAAGAGGUGUCCAAACAUCACAGCAGCAGCAGCGGUAAACACAAGCGGAAAAAACACAAGCAUCGCAGCAAGCACAAAAAACACAAGCAUGUCUCUGAUGAGGACAAGGACCGUAAACGCAAGCAUCGUCACAAACACAGGAAACACAAGCGCAAAGAGGGCUCGUCUCCCUCUGCUGCUGCUGCUGCUGCUGUUGCCGCCGCCGCCGCCCUGUUUGCCUCCGGCCACAAAAAAAUGGAAUCCUCUCCCUCCUCUGGAAAUCCAAGUCUGGAUGACAGGGCCUUGCUGGAGGACUUGGAAAAACAGAGGGCCAUGAUCAAAGCUGAGCUGGACAGCCAGUUGAUGGAGGGAAAGGUCCAGUCAGGCAUGGGUCUGAUCCUUCAGGGUUAUAACUCUGGAUCCGAAGAGGAUGGAGAAGGCAGGAUGAGAAAUGGAGAACAGCGUCAAAGGGGCAGCUCAGGAAAAACUACAUCUCCCAGAGGGGCAAAAGGUGGGAAGUCUAGACGGGACUCAACAGAGGGUAGUAAGUCUGCCUCCAAGCGCCGUAGUAGGAGUAAGUCUGCUGACAGGCUAGGGCAGGUCAAGGAGCCAAAGCAGGAAAAGGUGACCAAAACCCCCAAGGACACAACUGGUAAAGACAGAGGCCGUGGCAGAAGCAGGUCAAAAGACAGAAAGCCUUCGGACAGCACUGAUAGGUCCAAGGACAGAACAACGAAGUCCAACUCAGGCAGCCACACUGAUAAACGUUCCUCUCCACCGCGGGACGAGAGACCAAACCAGGAGAGAGCAAGAGGGCGGUCCAGAUCACGAGAACGACCGGGUCGCUCAGACGCCGACAAGGACAAACGGCCCGCUAAGUCCCCAUCCAAGGACGCGUCCUCUGGGAAAGAAAACCGCUCCCCUCACAGACGAGGGCCCCACAGCCCUAUGAAGAAACGCAGUGCUUCCCCUCGCCACAGAGAGGCCCAGAAUCCCGCAGCUACUGCCACUGACAGGGCAUCCAAACAGAGCCAGUCUCCUAUCAGAGCAAGGUCCCCCCCUCGGAGACCCCGCAGCCGCUCGCCAGACCCAAGGAGGAGGGAAGCUGACAGACAAGACUCACCGAUGAGGAAGCGCCCCCGGCCAGAUGCUGGGCCAGGCAGAGAUCGCUCACGAGAGAACAGCCCCAGAGGAGUCGCUCGGCGCAGGAUGAGUCGCUCACCUCUAAGAAGGAGGUCCAUGUCACCUCGACGACGCUCCCGCUCCUCCCCUCGCAGACGGAGCAGGUCUCCACUGGCACACAGGCCAGGGGACAGGGACCGGUAUGGAAGACCCAGACAGUACCGACGCUCAAUGUCCCGCGACCGGGACAGGAGACGAAGACGCACCAGAGACGAAGACAAGUUCAAGGGCAGCCUGUCGGAGGGCAUGAAGGUCGACCAGGAGUCCUCAGAGGGAGAAGCUUUAGAGGACUUUGAUGGAGAGGAGGUCGAUGAAGAAGCUCUCAUUGAACAGCGUCGCCAGCAGCGCUUGGCCAUCGUCCAGAAAUACAAGGCUGGGAAUGAGGACUCCAACAUGGCGUCGGAGCCCUGCAGCCCUCAGAGCAGCACGCGCAGCCGUUCCCCCUCCCCAGACGACAUCUUGGAGCGAGUAGCUGCAGACGUCAAGGAGUAUGAGCGGGAGAACCUGAACACCUUCGAGGCCAGCAUCAAAGCCAAGCACAACCUCAUCGCCCAGGAGAAAGACGGAGCAAACCCAAAGAAGCCUUCAGCGCCCGACAUGUUUACAGAGUCAGAUGACAUGUUUGCUGCUGACUUUGAUAGUGCCAGGAUGAGAGCAGCAGGUGUAGGAAAGGACUUCAAAGAGAACCCCAACCUCAGGGACAACUGGACCGAUGCUGAGGGUUACUACCGGGUGAAUAUUGGGGAGACACUUGACAAGCGGUACGAUGUUUACGGCUACACCGGCCAUGGAGUGUUCAGCAACGUGAUCAGAGCCAGGGACACUGCCAGGGCCGGCCAGGAGGUGGCAGUCAAGAUCAUCAGAAACAAUGAGCUCAUGCAGAAGACCGGGUUGAAGGAGUUAGAAUUCCUCAAGAAACUGAAUGAUGCGGAUCCUGAUGACAAGUUCCACUGCCUCCGCCUCUUCAGGCACUUCUACCACAAGCAGCAUCUUUGUCUGGUAUUUGAGCCUCUCAGUAUGAAUUUGCGAGAGGUGUUGAAAAAAUACGGUAAAGAUGUCGGGCUUCACAUCAAGGCCGUGCGCUCAUACAGCCAGCAGCUUUUCUUAGCCCUCAAGCUGCUCAAACGCUGCAACAUACUUCAUGCUGACAUCAAGCCAGACAAUAUCCUGGUGAAUGAGUCAAAGACCAUUUUGAAGCUCUGUGAUUUCGGUUCUGCAUCACAUGUCGCUGACAAUGACAUCACACCAUACCUGGUCAGCAGAUUCUACAGAGCUCCAGAAAUCAUCAUAGGAAAGCCGUACGACUAUGGGAUCGACAUGUGGUCUGUUGGCUGCACUUUACAUGAGCUUUACACUGGCAAAAUCCUCUUUCCUGGAUCCUCCAACAACCACAUGAUCAAACUAGCUAUGGACCUCAAAGGCAAGAUGCCCAACAAGAUGAUCCGUAAAGGCUUGUUCAAAGACCAGCACUUCGAUCAGAAUUUAAACUUCCUGUACAUUGAAGUAGACAAAGUGACAGAAAGGGAGAAGGUGACGGUGAUGAGCACCAUCAACCAGACCAAAGACCUGCUGGUUGACAUGAUAGGACACCAGCGACUGCCCGAGGAUCAGAGGAAGAAAGUGAUGCUCCUGAAGGACAUGCUGGAUAGCACCCUAAUGCUGGACCCAGCCAAACGCAUCAGCAUCAACCAGGCCCUGCAGCACCCCUUUAUCCAGGAGAAAAUCUGACACCUGAACGCCACACAGUCCCAGAGCAGACACAGAACCGACCACUAAUGCCCGCUCUGACAGAAACUCUGCAGCGAAGCAGCCAACCCACAGACCUUUAUUCAGAAUGUCAUGGCUUUCUGUUCUUCUUCAACUCUAUUUUGGUUAUGGAUACAUCAUUUUGUUUUAUUGUAAAUAGAUUAUUGAAAUGGUAGCCAUUCUUGAAGACAUUGAUUUUCGUGAUAUAUCUUUGUAAACUUUUCCCCUCAUACCCGGCAAUGCAGUUAUGGACUUUUCUUUUUAAUUUAACUGGCAUUGAUUGGAGUGACAGAUGUUUAAAAAAAAUAUAAUUCCUGUACAUACUGUAUGUCUAUUGCAUUAACAAUCUCAAGCAGCAGACACUUGAGUUUUGUCGUAGUUGCAGAUGACUAAAUACUUUGAUUCUUUUUAUAACAAUUCUCAUCGUGAGGCGAUGCAUGCUUUUGAAUGUGCACCCUUUGUGCUCUAGAUUUCUGUGGUGCAGGCCCGUAAAUGCUCUGUAUACAGCAUCAGUUUCCCAAUUGUGACAGCAACACCCCCCACCCCUAACCAAGUCUUUAGGCCUUGAGGUCUGAGCUGAAGGAAUAGAUGCAUAUUAUGUACUCCUUGAACAAGAGUUUUCUUUUUUUUGUCAAAGCAGCUAAUUGUUGUUUUUCUGUUGCUGGACAUUUCCAUGUUUUUUACCUUCCUCCCCUUCCAGCACUCUGGCUAGGCCCUGGCUCUUAAGGCUCUCACAUUCAAGUGCCUCCUGGAUGAGCCUAGUGUGUUAAAACACCCAACAUACGCUGGCAAAUUGAAGCCACACCUGUGACCCUCCUCUCCCACUGUAUAUAGUCCAUAGUUUCUGUCGGUUCAUGUGUGAUUGAUUUUUUUUUUUUUUCUUAAGUGGUAAUAAAAACAAUCUUGUGAUUUCAAUAAAGAAUAGUUGUGGGAACACUGCUGACGGAGCACCUUCAGUAUAAGACAACUUUUUAGUAAUAAAAUGUUUCCUAUUGUAUA